Messenger RNA from Rubroshorea leprosula, 1826 nucleotides. The record is from the annotation of a GenBank genome assembly. NCBI's taxonomy places the organism in Eukaryota, Viridiplantae, Streptophyta, Magnoliopsida, Malvales, Dipterocarpaceae.
CGCUAUAGAUUAUGCCCCAUUUUUUUUGUGUGGACCCCUUGCAGUUUUUCCGGUUAUAACUCUGUCGUCCCCACCAGCACCAAGAAAAGCGUAUUUGCAUUCAUCAGUCUCAUACCGUACUCUCUACUCUCUACGCUCCACGCUUUCUCCACUUUUUGAUUCAAAAAAGAAAGGCCCACAAGUUUACUUUUGAUUUUUCUCUCAUUUAAAGUAGUUUUAUUCUACAACAUCUCUCUCUCUUCACCACUUUUUUGUAGUUAUAAAUUGCCCCCCUACAAACGCCCCUUGGACACAAACCGAACUACCAUCAGCAUUCACAUAUUUGAUCCGAAAUAGGCAUUUCAGAAAUCUCUUUCUUAACCCAACACAGAGAGAAAAUGAGGUUGUCUAUAAAACCUGUGCGGCCAUGUCCACUCCCAACACCAGCAGCAGCAGCCACACCCAGAUCAUCAGUCACUACUUCAGCUGCCACCAGUACUGAUCACCAUGUAAUCCGUGGCUGCACCAUUGCUCAGCUGCUGACGCAACCUAACAAGAAGUCGAUACAGAAACAGCGGGUCUGGGAAUGGGAACGCUUGCUUGAACCAGUUGACACCAACUCCACAUCCACCUCCGGCCGUGGGUUUCCUUCUAACGGGUUUACUUCUUAUAAUAAACCGGUUAGAAUCGGGAAGAAAUGGAUGGAAUACCAAGGGAUCCAGAACUGGGAGGGUCUACUUGACCCAUUGGACAAUAACUUACGCAGCGAAAUUCUUCGUUACGGGCAUUUCGUCGAAGCUGCUUAUAAGUCUUUUGACUUUGACACCUCUUCUCCAACACAUGCAAAAUGCCGGUUCCCCCAGAACACAAUGCUGCAGUGCUCGGGAUUAAGUGGAACAGGGUAUAGCCUGACCAAGUAUUUGCAUGCCACGGCAGGAAUUCAGCUUCCUGCAAGUUGGAUCGAAAAGGCACCAAGUUGGAUGGCAACUCGAUCCAGCUGGAUUGGCUAUGUCGCAGUCUGUCAGGACGAGAAGGAAAUCUCAAGGCUAGGCCGGAGAGAUGUGUUGAUUGCUUACAGAGGCACUGCUACCUGCCUGGAGUGGCUCGAGAAUUUUCGAGCAACUCUCACUCAUCUCCCAGAUGCUCAACCUGAUCAGAAUCCUGCUGAUAGCUCUGCGCCCAUGGUGGAAAGUGGGUUCCUGAGCCUCUACACUUCUCGCACUGCCACCUCACCAAGUCUUCAAGAUAUGGUACGCGAAGAGAUCUCACGGCUGCUCCAAAUUUAUGGGGAUGAGCCUCUGAGUAUAACCAUCACGGGUCACAGUCUUGGUGCAGCACUCGCUACACUCACAGCUUACGACAUCAAAACCACCUUCAACCGUGCACCGAUGGUAACCGUCAUCUCCUUUGGCUGUCCACGGGUUGGAAACCGGAAUUUUGGUUGUGAACUGGAAAAACAGGGGACGAAAGUCCUGAGAAUAGUAAACACGGAUGACCUGAUAACAAAAGUACCCGGAUUUGUCAUCGAAGAGGAUGCUGACGUGGAAAGCAACGGCAAUGUCCAGGUGUCAUCAGGUCUGCCAAGCUGGAUCCAAAAGCGCAUGGAGGAGACACAGUGGGUAUACGCCGACGUCGGUAGAGAGCUCAAGCUCUGCAGCAGGGACUCCCCGUACCUCAACAGUAUGAACGUUGCCACCUGCCAUGACCUCAAGACAUAUCUUCACUUGGUCAAUGGCUACGUAAGCUCAACGUGUCCGUACAGACCCACAGCAACUACAGUCCUGAACAACCAUUACAGAGAGGAAGUAAUGGUCUAAUUUUAGGAGGAGAUGCAAAAAUUCAUCAAA